Phytophthora sojae is the source of this 10455-nucleotide messenger RNA. Its product is annotated as multidrug resistance protein ABC superfamily. The transcript has 5 exons. The record is from RefSeq and is a predicted model, not a curated record. Lineage: Eukaryota; Oomycota; Peronosporomycetes; Peronosporales; Peronosporaceae. Bases 1 to 10455 code for a protein of 3484 amino acids. Gene Ontology annotation, molecular function: ATP binding; ATP hydrolysis activity; ABC-type transporter activity. Gene Ontology annotation, cellular component: membrane.
AUGGCGGACUCUUCUCAAGGACGGACCGACACCGACAACCAAGUCGGCAGUGAUGUCGGUACACAAUCCACUUCGACGCGCCGCGUGCUGCUCAGGCGCAACCCGCACCUGCGCGACUCGAGCACCACCUCGUCGCCCGCGGGCUUCGGGUCGCUGGGCACGCGCCAGUUCCUGCACAAGCAGCUCAUGACGCCCGGGUCCGCCACCUCCGCGUCGUCGUUCGAGGAGGGCGCGUCCAUUGACGGUUUCUCGGACGCCGGCACCCCCGCGUCCGAGCAGCAGCAGCUACUGGGGAUCAAGACCUCGGUGAAGACCGAGCCGGCGGAGACUGUCACGCAGUAUGUGACGCGGUCGGUGUCCAAGCAGCCGACCAAGCGACUGUCGUCCCCCAGUCGAGAGUCGCUCGCCAGGAGACUCAUGGGCACGUCCACGAGCCAGCACGGCAUGCUGCCCGACGAGGAGAGCGUGACUAGAGUUGAUAUGAUGGAGGGAGGCCAGGAGAACGAGCUGCCUCCGAGCGGCAUGCUCAGCAACAUUGUGGUCAAGACCGUGCCGACUAUCAGCAUCCAUGAAGAGGGUGAAGCUUCGAUGUCUAUAUCGACGGUGCCGGUGUCGCCCCGGUCCGCUAAGGUGACGCGACGUAUCGUUGCGUCUCCGCGUAAGACGCUGCGUCGCGUGGUCAUGCGUCGCACGGACGCGGACGGAAAGGUCCACGAAGAGGUGCAGUAUGUGGACGCUGACGGCCAAGUGGUGCAGGGCGGCAAUUUCUUCAACGCUGAAGGGGGCGAGACGGAUACGACGACCGUCACGCGUCGUAUUUCGACGCCAGUGAAGACUCUGCGGCGUGUGAUUGUGCGACGCACUGGGGCGGACGGACAGGUCCACGAGGAGGUGCAAUUCGUGGACGCAGACGGUAAUGUCGUCGAAUGCGACGGCUCUGCUUCGGCCUCGACCUCCACAGUCACAACCAGCUCAACUACCAUCACUACGCCUACUCAAUCCUCAGUCACGCGCCGUAUUGUUACGCCCGCCAAGUUGACGCGCCGGAUUCUGCGUCGUACGGCAGCGGACGGCCAGAUCCUCGAGCAAGUGCAGUACCUCGACGCCGAUGGAAACGUCGUGCGCACUGAAGGCGCCAGCGAUGAGGCCAUGAGCGCCGCCAGCAGCACCGUAGUGACCCGACGGACGGUGACACCGAGCAAGACCAUCCGUCGCGUCCUCAUCCGGAAGACGGGCGCGGACGGCCAGGUGCGCGAAGAAGUGCAGUUCAUGAACGCCGACGGCAACGUGGUGAACAGCGACGGCAGCGCGCUGGUCAAGACGAGCAGCUUCUCCAGUGUGAGCGGCAGCGACGCACCGGGCUCCAGCUCUGGUCGGACAACGGUGACACGCCGUGUAGUUUCUCCUGGUCAAACGCUUAAGCGCGUGGUGAUCCGUAGGAGAGGCGCGGACGGAGAACUGCAUGAAGAAGUGCAGUACGUCGACGCUGACGGUAACGUGAUCUCGACUGAAGGCGGGGCGGAGGAGACUAUCACCGAUGGCUCGACGGACUCUUCUGGUCGCCGCAAGGUCACGCGUCGGGUGAUUCGCCGCAUGCUUGUUCGGAAGGACGGUACCAGAGUUGCAGUAGAGCAGUACCUGGACGCGGACGGCCAGAUCAUUGAGGGCGAAGGCGGAUCUCUCGUUAGUGUCGGAAGCUUCACGGGCAGCGUCAGCAGCGUCACGAGCGACGGGUCCACAUCAAGCCGACGCACGGUCACGCGGCGUGUUGUGGCGUCUCCGGUCUGCCGCACUGUCGUCCACAAGGCUGGAUCAAGCUCCGGCGCCGAAUCCGAGGACGACGUGCAGUCUGUCGACGGCGACGGUGUCGACCUUGCCAGCAGCGGCAGCUUUACGACGAGAACGGUGACGACACAGAGCACUCCUGGACGUCGCAUCAUCACGCGGCGUGUGGUGACUCCGCAGCGCGUGGUUCGACGCAUGGUCGUCCGCAAGGGAACUGCCGUAUCAAGUUCUGAGGCUGGAGUUGAAGAUGAUCUGGACAUUGACGCGGAGUUUGUCCACAGCGAGGGAAGUGGCAGCAGCGACGAAUCCGUGGGUGGAUCCAGCCGUGGAGGAUCGAGUCGUGGCGGCUACUACGUGUCGGACCGCAUCGUGAUCCCUGGCAAUGAGACGCGGCGUGUUGUUUCACGUACCGUGAUGUCGUCGAACCAGUCGCCGGAGGAAGUUGAGAGCGAGACGAGCGUUGCCCCCACUGAGAAGUCCGUAAACAGUGUCACCACCACGUCGAACCAGAACGAAGUGACCACGCCUACGCGCAUCGGAGUGGCGACGGUGACGGAGCCGCAGGAGGGAUCCACCAGCCCCGAAGCUACGAAGAAGAUCGGACUGACGCCGGGUGUGAUCUGGGACUACUUCACCAAGGAGGAGGAAGAGGAGGACAAGCCUUCGUCAAGCCCCGAACAAGCGGCUGGAGAAAACCAAGUGGUGGAGCCCUCGUCGGAUGAAGAGAAAGCGCCCAUUCCGGUCACGUCUCGUACGAGUACAACGACCAAGACUGUCACCAGUGGCAGCAGGGAUGUUGUCGACAGUGAAGAAGAAGAAGCACCGAAGGUAAUUCCUGCUGCGCUGGCGGCUACUGUGGCUGGUGCUGCUGUUGUGACGUCGACGGUUGUGGCUGACCGCACGUCUCCGGACGAGGAGAUCGACGUUGCUGCUCCAGAAGAAGGCGCGUUCAGUGUGUCUUCGGUUGAUGAGCCAGUGGAGACUGUGACGAAGGCGGUCGCUGCGCCGGAGAAGGACGGCGAGAAGCCCCACGCGCCUGGCGGAUUCUGGAGCAACCUCUUUGGAAAGCCCGAGGGGAACCAGGCCGAGGCUCCGUCCAGCGAUGACGACGAGCCCAGCUCGCCCAAGGAGCCGACCAACAAGAAAACUACUGCUGGCGUCGUCGCAUCGGAGCCUGAAGCAAAUGAAAGUCAGCAGCCUUCGCAGGACGCGGACGACGACGAGUUCAUGACGCCCCAAGCAUCGUACGGCGUUGGCGAGGCCCCCGAAGUGGGGGCUGCUGAGCCUAUUGCACCUCUGCGGUCUGCAAAGUCUCCGAUGACCGAUGAAGAGCAGCACAUUCCCGAGGAUGGCGAGGUGGCGGCCCCAAUCGUUGAGUUGUCUGUUGUCGACGUGGAGACUUGUACUGUUGCGUCGGACGACGUCGCCGCGAGUUCCCCGGUGGAUUCACCUCGCAAUGACGCGCUGCUUCCAGCAGCCAUCGCAGGCGCCGCUCUUGCUACGGCUGCGAUUGCCCACAACUCUACAACGCCCGACGUUGAACCUGCGCAGCUCCAGCCCGAUGCUGUUGAAGGCGAAGUCUCCGAGCCGGACGCGUCCGCAACUCCGGUCGAUGCUCCUGCACCAGUCACUGAGGUGAAGAAGUCCAUCACUCACGAGACCAAGGAGAGCCCAAAGAGCCCGCGUCACGCUCGCCGGGGCAGUGGAGGCGGCUUCUGGGGCUUCUUUGGCAAGUCGGAGGAGCCCAAGGAGGAGGGCGACAAGGAAGGAGCUCCCGUGGGCUCCAUUGAUACGCCCGCCUCCACCACCGUUGCGACGACGACACUGGUUGAGGAGAGCGAAGAAACUCCUAGGAGCCCGAGCGCUAACGUGGAGUACGCAGCAUUCGUUCAGGAGGCCAAGCAGCAGGUUUCGGUUGACGAAGACGCCCCGGUUGCCAACGCUGCUGUCAGCGCUACUGUUGUGGUGCCGGCGGCAGCCGAAGGUGUUGCUACCACGUCUGUUGUCGAGCCGAGCGUCGCUGUGGUCGAGUCAGUAGCACUUUCUCCCAAGGACGAGGAGGUCACUGAGUCGCCUCGUGGAAACCUAGUGGAGCCUGCAGUUGUUGGCGCAGUCGUCGCCGCCACUGCCCUAGCUGAGAGCAGCCAACCUGCCGAGAGAACCUCCGGGUCUGCUCCGAACGUGGCUGUCACAACGACGACCACGACCGAGACAGUCGAAGAAGAGUCUCAGGGGGGAUUCUGGGGCUUCUUCGGCAAGUCGGAGCCCAAGAAGCCGCGCACGUCGGAUGCUGCACCGAGCGAGGCGCAGCCAGAUGAGGUGGAGAAGGUCAAGGAGACUGCGCCUUCCCCCCGCACUGCGAUCGCUACUUCGCACACUGUCGAUGAAUCCCAGCAAGAGACUCCUGCGUCUCAGGACGUCGAGGUCGAGAGCCCUGACACUGCUACUGUCGACGAAGUUAAUGCGCCGGAAGACUCGGAGGAAGAGAAGGCGCCCGUCGCCUCCGUCAUGGGUGUUCACGCCGACGUUGCCGAUGUUCCUGAGCCCAAAUCGGCGGCUGAGGACGACGAGCCUCACAAGUCUCCACGUGACACGGAUGUUCUACAAACUGCGGCGCUUGCGGGAGCUGCUGGCGUGGCUACUGCCGCUGUGGUGAAGACUCUCGGAGCCAUGGAGCCUAACGCCCAGCCUGCUGCACACACCCCGACGUCUGAGAGCGGAGAAGUAUCUGUUGACGUUGAAUCAGCAGCUCCAGUCGACGCUGCAGCUCCUGAUGCUUCUCCUCUGGUCGUGACAACCACGCACACCACCACUGUGACGACGGAAGAGGAGUCGGAGUCUCCUUCGACGGCCCCUCACCGCAAGGCCGGCCGCAGUAUCCGGAAGUUCUGGGGCGGCGACAAGCCCAAGUCGCCUCUGACGGAAGAGGACAAGAUGAAGGAGGAGGAAGAGCGCCUUGUUGGCGCUGCUGCGGUUCCUGUUGCUGCUUCCAGCGAAUCAACCACUGAGGCCGCUGAUCCUGCGCCCACUGUUGGCGAAGCUCGUCAGUACUGGCAACAGCAAGACCAGCAGAACCCGACUCAGCUCACGUAUGCAGCCGCUGAGGGUGCCAAGUACGGCCCUGAGUCCAGGUUCGAGCCGAUGCCUGCCGCUGACAUGCUCCGCUCGCCUGUUGCUCGCAGCCAGGGAGCUGUCGUCGAGUUCCCGCGAGAUGAAGAGCGCGUCCAGCCUGCGACGGCCGGCGGCAUUGUGAUCACCUCCGUCACUACGACCACCGUGGAAGAGGAGGAGGAGGCGUUCGAGACCGCACACCUGCGUCGAUCGGAAGUCUCUGCUCCUGCUGUCGACACUGUGGACAUAGCAGUGGUGACUCAGUCCCAGCACGAUGUUGAGCGUGAAAGCAUCGAGCGCGAAGCGCCCAAGGAGGAGGAGAAACCCGCUCGUGCCGGUGGCUUCUUCGGCUUUUCCGCCAAGAAGGACACGCCCGAGAAGCCCGUCCCUGCGGUCGCCACCGUCGAGUCCUUUGACGUUGAAGGCCAAUCCGCGUCGACCCCCAAGCAUGAAGCUAUGGCCGCUGCCGCCGCAGUCGUGCAGGUUGAGGAGCUUCGCAGGAGCAUCCCGUCCGACGCCACCCCCAAGAACGUCGGCGCUUCUGCUGCACCAGCCGGCAAGCAGGUCCGCGACAGUGAGCGCCGCACGAUGGUACUAAUUGACGGUGCCGAGCCGGACAUCGAGCUGGACGAGCACUACGUCGCAAUCGCGAGUCCUCGUCCCAGCCACAGCCACAACGAUGAGGAAGCUUGGACUGUGAUGCCGUGCUUUCUUGCGUGGAGCAACCUGCGCCUGAACCGCAGGAGCUGGAAGACCGCUCCGGUUGAUGCCGCUCCGUCCGGAGCUAAUGAAGUUGUGCUGGACGACGUUAGCGGAUCCCUGAAGGCCGGUGAGUUCUUGGUCAUCACUGGCCCGUCGAGGGACGAGAGUCUCGCUCUGCUCUCCUGUCUCGCUGGAUACGAAGACGCGAUGGAGGGCAACGUGACGGUCAAUGGCCGUCAAUGGAACGAGAAGAUGAACCGCUACAUCGCGUACGUCAUGCGCGAGGACCUCUUCUUCGAGACGCUGACGGUGCAUGAGCACCUGCUCACUCAGGCGAAGCUCCGUAUGCGUCGCACUCACUCGGACGAGAUGUGCUUGAAGCGUGUGGAGCGCGUGAUUGAGGACAUGGGGCUCUCCGACUGUCGUGACAAGUUGAUCGGCGGCGGCAUCUCACUGCGGGGCAUCACGCGCGGCGAGCGCAAGCUGCUCGCGAUCGCCACCGCGUUGCUGACGAAUCCUUCGAUUCUGCUGGUGGAGGAGCCCACAGACGGUCUCGACACGUUCAGCGCCGAGAAGAUCGUGGCCAAGCUGCGUUGGCUUGCGUUCGAGAAGGGUCUGACGGUGGCGGUGACGCUGCACCAUCCUUCAUCGCACUUCUACGGGCUGUUUGACGUGCUAUACCUGGUGGCCGAUGCCUCGUGUGUCUACGACGGCAAGGCGACGGACUGCGUCGCCUACUUCUCGACGAUCGGGUACCAGUGUCCGGAGUACAUGAGCCCCAUGGACUACUUCAUGCUUCAGAUGGUUGUCGGCGACCGCGCAACGGACGACGAAGGCGUGGCUCGAGUUGAGAUGCUGAAGCGCGAGUGGGCCGACCGCAACGCUGCAGUGUACGCGGACAACGCCGCGCGCGCAGCGGCAGCGAGUGAGGACGCGGUCGUGGACGACUACGACCAGAAGAACCGCUACUACCACAUGGGCUGCUGCGGUCAGCUCUGGUUGCUGUGGGCGCGCCACGUCCGCCGGCUGUCUCGCUACGGGUUCAUGUUCUGGUGGCACCUGCUGGCUGCGCUGUUGAUCGGCGUAGUGUUUGGCCUCGUCUACCUGCAGCUCGACCUGAACGACCAGAAGGGCAUCCAGAACUUCGCCGGAUCCUUCUUCUAUGUCGUCGUCGUGCAGAUGCUCUUCAUGGCCUACAGGACGUUCGUGUUCAUGCCGAGAGAGACUGCCAUCGCUCUGCGUGAACGCCAGGAGUACCGUGGAGGCUGGUACCACCUACUCUGCUGGUACUUCACCAAGAUCAUGGCUGAGCUUCCAGCUCUUAUCGUCCUCUCCAUCGCGCUGUUCGUGCCCGUGUUCUUGCUGGUCGGCAUCGGCCACGGCUUCAAGGUCUACAUCUACAUGCAGAUCGUGAUGGUGCUGGCAGGUUGGGCCGCAAUAGGCCUCGGAUUCCUGACGCUGGGCGUCCUGCGUCAUGUCACGCUGGCGUUGAUCGUGUGCGCUGUGCUGCUGGUGUUGUUCGUGGCAUUCGGUGGUCUGCUGAUCAAUGUGACGGACAUCCCGGACUGGCUGGUGUGGCUGCACUACAUCUCGCCGGUCAAGUACGCGUACGAGGCCAUGAUGAAGAUCUUGUGGAAGCGCGUGGACUCCAUUGACUGCGAUUGGACUGCAGAGGGCUGUGUGGCUCUCACGGGUGAAGGAGUGCUCAAGUACUACAGCAUGGAGAACCGCUCGGCUCUGGGUGACUCGCUGAUCCUGUUGGCGAUCUGCUUCGGGUUCUUCUUCUUCGCCUUCUGGUUCCUCCUCCUACUGGCCAACAAGCGCAUCAGUGGACUGCAGUGGCGCUACGACUGGAGCUUCAAGGGCGCGUUGGGCAGCGCGCAGCAGCGUAUCGCUAGCUCUAGCAUGAGCGAGAAACAAGCGGCUACGCGCAGCAGCGCGCACCGCAUAGUGGAGAGGAAGAGUCACCACAGCGUGGAGAAGAGCGCGGCUGCCGAGGCGGAGAACUACUACAUCCAAGUGGAGACGCCGCGCGUGGGCGCGAACGGAGUCUGCGACGCGCCCGCGGUCACUUUGGGCUGGAGCAGCUUGUGGCUCAAGGUUCCGAUCGACAAGAAGUUCAAGAUCGACGGCGAGACGCAGCGCCAACAGUACCUACUGAGCGACGCCAGCGGUUCGGCCAAGUGCGGCGAGUUGGUGCUGAUCACGGGUCCGUCGGACGAGUCGAACGUGGCGCUGUUGGAGAGUCUUGGUGGACUGCAGAAGCGCCUCAAGGGCAAGGUGAAGCUCAAUGGCGUGGUGUCUGGAGCAGACAAGGUUGCUGAGCGAGCCGCGUACGUCGCGCGCGACGACUUGUUCUAUGAGACGUUGACGGUGGAGGAGCACCUGCAGUUCCAGGCUCAGCUGGUGGUCGGAAAGUCUGGAGGAUGCUGUGGAUUGAGCUGUGGAUCGAGUGCUGGUGAACUCGAAGCGGAGCGUAUGGACAUGGUGCUGGACGAGCUGGAGCUGACGGCUAAGCGCCACAUGCUCAUCCGCUACUUGUCUGUUUCGGAUGUGAAGUUGCUGGCUAUUGCAACGGUGUUGCUCACGAACCCGUCGAUCCUGUUGGUCGAGGAGCCCACGGGUGGAAUGGACUUCUACUCGUCGCAGCGCGUCGUGCUCAAGCUCCGUCAGUUGGCUCGUGGAGGCCGCACUGUGGUCGUGACCAUGACGCACCCGUCCUCGCACCUGUACGCGCUGUUCGACGUGGUGUACCUGCUUGCAGGCGGAGCCGCGGUGUUCCAUGGCAAGGUGCGCGAGGCGGUGCCGUACUUCGCGUCGCUGGGAUACCCGUGCCCGCAGUACAUGAGCCCCGUCGACUACUUCAUCCGCCAAGUGUCCGCGAGCGGUAAGGACAACGAGACGAGUGCUGGUCAGGCGAUUCUCUUCAAGGAGGCGUGGUCCACGCGUUACUCGGAGCUGUGUCUGGCCGACAACAGCGAAGAGGACGAGCAGCUGGCCGGUGCGGUCGCUAGUCGUAGUCGUGUUGGCUGCUGCGGCCAGCUCUCGCUGCUCUUCCAGCGUCACGUGCUGCGUCUCGCACGCUAUCGCGCCUUGUUCGGCUGGCACGCGUUCUGGAUGAUCGUGCUCGGAGUGAUCUUUGGCCUCAUCUUCCUGCAACUGGACCUGGACGAGCAGCAGGACAUUCAGAACUGGGCCGGCGCCUUCUUCUUCCUCAUCGUGCUGCAGAUGCUGGUGAGCGCCUACAGGACGUUCGUCUUCCUGCCGAGCGAGAUGGCCAUCGCUGAGCGUGAGCACCGCAGCGGACGCUACUACAUGGUGUGCUGGUACUUGACCAAGGUGUUCACGGAGCUGCCGGCCAUGAUGAUCCUGUCGAUCCUGCUGUUCGUCCCCGCCUACUUGCUGAUCGGCAUCGACCAUGGCUUCAAGCUCUACUUCUUCAUGCAGCUGGUCAUGUGGCUGGCUGCUUGGAGCGCUGCGGGCAUGGCGAGUCUGCUGCUCGGUCUUUUCCGUCGCUUGCGCGUGGCUCUGAUCGUGUACAUGCUGCUGCUGAUCCUGUUCGUCGUCUUCGGUGGGCUACUGAUCAACGUGGACGACGUGCCGGACUACCUCAUCUGGCUGCACUACAUCUCGCCUGUCAAGUACGGCUACGAGGCGCUGAUGAAGCUCUUCUGGGGCCGCAUCGUCUUCCUCGCGUGCGGUGGCGGCGACGGCAGUGGAAGCGGUAGCGGCAGUGUUUCGUUCGAAGCUGCAGUGGGCGACGGCUACGCGUUCAGCCAGUCUGGCUCGGGCUCGUACGCGGACGACGAUGGCUGCAUCGCCCACUCGGGAGACGAAGUGCUCGCGCACUACAGCAUGGAGUCUCGCGACGCGCGCAGCGACAGCCUCAUCCUGCUGGAGCUCACGGUGCUGUACUUCUGCAUCGGCUACGCCUUCCUCUCGCUGCGCUGGCGUCGGUACAAGACGCGCCAGCAGCGGCAAUCGUUAGGCAAGAACCAGUCGAGUCGACCGACGGGAGAUACAGUGUCACCGAAGCCCACGGCCACGCUGUCUAACUUGUUCAAGAACUUCAGCAUCCCCGUUCUCGACACGGACAACCUGGGCGUCGAAGCCUGGCCACAUAAGAGACGCCAACACCCAGCCUUCCAGCACCGCUUCAACCCACGUCCGGCGUGGAUGGCCACGUCUUCAGUCUGCAAGAAGUCUCGCUGUAAGAUCGACUCACCAAAGCGAGGCGGGAAGGUCAAGGUCAAGCUCGUUCGCAGUGGGCGGUGGACGGAAGCUCAAGGCGAGACUAAGGAGCUGCAGUACGAAGAGAUAGCCUCGAGAACCGUGACGGCCACUGAGGCGCUCGACGGAGCGGGCACGUUUGUUGGAGGCGUGAUCUGCACGUCUCGAGUGCCAGCACGUGGAGCAAGGGUCUGGGACUACGGCGUCGUUGUCGGCUACAGAUGGGACGAAGACCAGCGAGGAUCACUGGAUGUGAACUUUAACGGGACAGUGGUAGUCAUCGCACAUGAGCCAAUAGCAGUGCUGGAUGUGGCAGUCGAGAUUUACGCGUUGCGGCCAUGUAUGGGCAAAAGUGUCAGUCUCAUUAUGCCACAAGAGCUUCGGCUAAAACACGAGCAAGUGUGCAACAAGUUCAACGGUGUCGGGCAGGUCGCAGUGCGCGAAUCCACCCCGAUUCUUGAAGAAGUCGGCGCGAAACGUUUGGACGAGACGCAACUGCUGCCACCGCUCGACAUUACUAGUUUCGAGAUGGAGUGUUAUUCGGCGAAUCAAUUUUCGACCAAGUUCAAGCCGUGCCAGCCCGCCCCCAAGCGAAUAGUGAAGGCGCAGGCACUGGGGCGGAACUGA